GGGCUGCGGCGGGCCAAGAUGGCGGCGGCGGCGGCGGCAGCGGCGGCGACCGAGCAGCAAGGUUCCAAUGGGCCAGUGAAGAAGUCCAUGCGGGAGAAGGCUGUGGAGAGAAGGAACGUUAACAAAGAGCAUAACAGCAACUUCAAAGCGGGGUAUAUCCCCAUUGACGAAGAUCGUCUCCAUAAAACCGGGCUGAGGGGGAGGAAGGGCAACUUAGCCAUCUGCGUGAUCGUCCUCCUGUUUAUCCUGGCCGUCAUCAAUCUUCUUAUCACACUUGUCAUCUGGGCCGUGAUUCGCAUUGGGCCAAAUGGCUGUGACAGCAUGGAGUUUCACGAGAGCGGCCUGCUGCGGUUCAAGCAGGUGUCCGACAUGGGUGUCAUCCAUCCGCUUUAUAAGAGCACGGUGGGAGGAAGGCGGAAUGAAAACCUGGUCAUCACAGGCAACAACCAGCCAAUUGUUUUUCAGCAAGGGACAACCAAGCUGAGUGUUGAGAAGAACAAAACCUCCAUCACCAGCGACAUCGGAAUGCAAUUUUUUGACCCAAGGACACAAAAUAUCCUAUUCAGCACAGACUAUGAGACACACGAGUUUCAUCUGCCAAGUGGAGUGAAAAGUUUGAACGUUCAGAAAGCGUCGACUGAAAGGAUUACCAGCAAUGCUACCAGUGACUUAAACAUCAAAGUCGACGGGCGUGCAAUUGUACGUGGCAAUGAAGGCGUGUUCAUCAUGGGCAAAACCAUUGAGUUUCAUAUGGGAGGGGAUGUGGAGUUAAAGGCUGAAAACAGCAUCGUCCUCAACGGCACCGUGAUGGUCAGCCCAACGCGUCUGCCCAGUUCCUCCAGUGGGGACCAGUCAGGGAGUGGUGACUGGGUGCGCUACAAACUCUGCAUGUGUGCAGACGGCACACUCUUCAAAGUACAAGUAACAGGCCACAACAUGGGCUGCCAGGUCUCAGACAACCCUUGUGGAAACACUCAUUAGAAGGUGCAUCUGCAGGGCUCAGCGUGUUCAGAUCUAACUUGACUCUCCCCUUUUUAAGAAUGCAUGUGAAUCACGUUUCUACAGAGUUUGCCAUAACUUGUAAUUAUUUUAACUAGGGAGCACCACUGUAUCUAUUAUGUACUCUCCAUAUUUAAGGGAUUUUUGAGUGCCUAAAUUCUAAUACAUUUUAGUAAGUUGCACUGAUACUCAAAUGACAGUUCUCUAAAACAAUUAUGAGAAAUUAAUAAAAUCAAAAUUAAUCUUUGAA
This is a messenger RNA of Grammomys surdaster, 1249 nucleotides long. RefSeq names its product sarcoglycan beta (gene Sgcb). The transcript has 6 exons. Gene Ontology annotation, biological process: muscle organ development. NCBI's taxonomy places the organism in Eukaryota, Metazoa, Chordata, Mammalia, Rodentia, Muridae. Gene Ontology annotation, cellular component: sarcolemma; sarcoglycan complex. The record is from RefSeq and is a predicted model, not a curated record. Bases 19 to 981 code for a protein of 320 amino acids.